UACGCCAAACGUUAGGCGGGCCCUGCAGGCAAACGAAUCAGCCAAUGGGUAGUCACAACUGCUGGAGUGGUGCCCUAGACACGUGGUGGUUCCUCACCCAGCCACCACGCUCCUGCUAUGAUUAUCGCUUCUGUCCUCCGGAGACGAGAGAGAGAGAGAGAGAUAGAGAGAGAAAGGAAAGAGAGACAGACAGACAGAGAUCAGGCAUCCGAGGGAGAGAGGAGGGGAACAUCGUACGAGGAGAGUGGAUGGACGCGGGAGAUGGAUGGCGCGUGGCAGGCGGUGAGACUGGUGCUCCGGAUAAGACGAUAAUCAACCAGAUAAUGCUCAGAUUCCGGCCGAUCGCUCCGAAACCGGCGGCUGGCGGCUCUUCCUCCGGUCCGACUUCGGCGGAUGGUAAAACCGUCCUUUCUGCAAGCAAGAGAGUAAAGAGGAAGUACAUUAGGGUCGCGAAGGACCCUAAGAAUAAUAACAGCGCAAGAAAAUUAAUCAACAGUAGAUCUUCCACAGAUGAUAAUCCGCCGGAUGUCGUCACUCUUCCACUGAUGCCGGAAAAAACAGACUCUCUAGGUUUUUCAGGUAGUGGAUCUUGGGGUAACAGGGAGAUUCCUACGUGGAAGAACCUAAACCAUAAGAUGAACAGGUCCGUCUGGAAGGAGGACAGCCGGUCCAGGAUAGAUCGUGCGGCGGUGGUGCCUCGUGUGACGACGGUGGAGUCGUGGGUGACGGUGGAAAGCGUGACAGACACGUGCAUGGAAGUACGAGGGUUAGGGUAUACGGACAUGGAGAAAAUGAAGAGUUUGGAUAAAGACACGUGUCCGGGGUUUAUAUCGGACGGUUCUAACAAAGUGCAGUGGGUGAACGAGGCGUACAAGAGGAUGGUGAGCUAUGUAGAGGGGCAGUUGCCGCCGGCGGAGGUUGUGGUGUGGCUGGAUACGAAGGAGAGCCUGCCGUAUGCUCACCCGAUGUUCAGUUGCCGGGUGAGGCUCCAGUACUCCACGUUGCAGAAGGAGAAGUGCUCGAAGACGGUGCCGUGCGAUGUGUGGAGGAUGGAGUGUGGGUUGGCUUGGAGGCUGGAUAUCACGGCGGCGCUUAGUUUGGGUCUUUAAGCUAGGAGAAGCAAAGCUUGAGGGAGCAGAAGGUGCUAAUAAAAAUCAGGUAGUAGGUAAAAGCUUUUGUUUCGAUCUAAAACCGUGGAAAGGGAAAGGAGGAGAGGAAGAGAAGUUCAAACAAAGCAACACGUGGUUGCUCUCAUUGAGCCACACCUAGCAUCUAUGUUGAUAUAGAUAUAGAUAAAGAUAUAUAUAAUUAAAGGAGCUGAUGGAAAUAUUAUCUUUUGUUGGCUGCUGUGUGUCAUACGUUCUCCUGUUGUGAGAUGUUUUCAAGAACCCCACGUAUAAUUAAGUAGUAUUUUUUUUAUAUAAGAAUCAAAUUCUUAUAAUUCGUCGAAUAUUUUGAGUCCAGCGUGGUUGAUAUAUUUCAAAUUUUUGUUUCAAUAUAGGGUAAAUAGUCAAAAUGAUCUCUGAGAUUUGUAUAACUCAUUACUUUGAUUCUUAACAUUUCAAAUCGAUAAAAGUGGUAUUUGAUAUUGUCCAUCAUCCAU
Malus domestica (apple) is the source of this 1603-nucleotide messenger RNA. RefSeq lists its product as uncharacterized. The record is from RefSeq and is a predicted model, not a curated record. NCBI's taxonomy places the organism in Eukaryota, Viridiplantae, Streptophyta, Magnoliopsida, Rosales, Rosaceae.